AUGGUGUCUGCUUUAACUGAUUUUGACUAUGAUCUCACUGGAAAUGCUAUUCUUAUGGAGGAUACAAUUGAUAACAUGCAAUUUUGCUUUGUGGAGUCUAGUUUAUAUGAAUUUAAAUUACAAGAAUUAUUUAAAAUUCGUCAAAAGGAUAAAUUAAAUACAGAAUGUGAUUAUUAUUUAGAUAUUAAAGAUACAGAGAAAUUUGAUAAAGCAAUUUCUUAUUUGAGACUUGAUUUUUGUACACCUAACUUUCCACUGAUUAUAAAAGACGAAGAAUAUGGAUCUUCAGAUAAAAAUUAUAUUCAAAUUAUAAGAAACAAGGUGAAACUCAUGCCAGGUAAAGAAUAUCCGGAAUUUAUCUUGGGUAUGUGGUAUAUUGCUUUCGAUAUAAAUUUAUUAAUCAACUGGCUUCCUUAUGGUUCAACAUCAAAUCAAAAUGUUCAUCAAAGUCAAUCCAAAUUUAGUAGAGCUUUUAAAUUAAUUGAAUUUGAAGACAUUAAAGAAUUGAGAAAAGAAGAUUUUAAAGCAAAUAUUUAUCAAUUGGAAUAUUUCAUAAAGAAAUCUUUAAUGAAAUUCAAUCGUAAGGAACUAAUUCGUAUGCUUGAGAUACUUUUAAUGGAUUAUAAAAGUUCAAACAUAAAUUCAUGUCGUGGAAAAGCAAAUGAUGAUGAAGUUACAAGAGAAUCAAUUCUACGAAGUGAUUUGAAGUAUAAUAUAGUGAAACCUCUAUUGAAUUUUUUAUUUGAAUUGAUAAACGUUCAUUUUGAUGAAGGAAGUCAUUACAGAUUUUCACAGAUUGAUAGUGAUAAAAUUUUGAUUGAAACACCAAGUCAAGUUUGGAAUAAAAUAUCUGGUGAUAUAGGUGAAAAUUAUCCAUCUGAUUUAGUUGAUUAUCAAUUAUUUGAGAACACUAAAGAUAUGCAUAUUGUAACAAAAUUAAAAUCAAGACAAGAUUUAUCAUUUAAUUGCUUUGGUAUAGAAACGAUGACGAACCCUCAUCUUUUUGGAAAAUUAGAUCCAUCAAACAAGUUUAAAGAUUUGAAUGCAGUAUUCAGAGAAUCAUCCCAGCAUUUAAUACGGAACCGUCUUAGUCGUUAUAUGGUUACUGAUUUAAUUGAGGCUCUUUAUUUUGAAUUGCCAGUUUCAACAGAUGGUUAUUGGAGUGGGAAAGAUGAUCCAGAUCACGUUGUUUUAAAAAAAGCACCUUUAAAGUAUCUUUAUUUUGAUAAUUCAAAGGUUAGGGAACCAGAGACUUUAUCAUUUCAAUGUUUAAUUGCACUUCAAGUGUUUGAGCAAAUUAAAAAAAUUAUAUCAGAAAAUAUAAUUUCAUAUAAAGAAGUGAAUUGUCAUGAUGCUGAUUAUAGAAAUUUUGAUGAAUCUACUGAUGAGAAUUAUAACAAAUUCAUAUUAGAAUUGAUGAAGAAUGGGUUUAAGAAGAAGCAAGAAAUUACAAAAGCAUCAAUUAACCGUGAAUUUAACUCCCCUUCACAUAACAUCAGAUCAAAAACUCAAAAGAGGGUCAGACUCAAUCCAAAUUAUACAGACAAUCUUUUUAACUUGAAAAUUCAAAUGGAAACUGAAAAUUUUGAAAUUUUGGAAGGUUUUGCUUAUGCAAGUAGUUUGAAAUUAUUUUUAUCUUCCAAGGAAUUUUUGAAUAAAAUUACUAUUAGAAACCAAUACCAGGAUGAUCAAUUAUCAGAUCAAGUUUUUUGUAAAAUUUAUGAUUUAUUUCAGAUGCCAAUUUUAUUUAGAAAUUCAAAAAUUAUAUCAUGGAGUGAAGAUACACAAUAUGAAAAACUUGAUCAAAUUCAAAAAAAUAUUUUGUAUUCAUUAGAAGAUAAUAAUAUUAAAGAUCUAAAUGAAUGGAUUAAUGAUAUGAAAGGACUAUUUUUCCAAGAGAUUAUCGCUUUGAAGAAGAUUGAAGAUUGGAACUCCAUAAAUGAUGAGCAAAACCAAAUAAACACAGCAAAGUUACUGCAAUAUGGUUGGUUUGAUGAUUUAACUCUAGGAGAUAAAUAUUCAUUAUUUGGACCUUUUUUAAUACUAGAAAAGAUUGAUUUUAUUAAUGAUAAUAAAAUUUCAUCUUUUAAACGGAAAGAAAAUUUUAGAAAACAAAUUGAAUUAUUAAAAAAGGCAGGUAUUUCUCAUGAAGAUUUAAGUAAUAAAUAUAAUUAUUGUUUCAACCAAAACGAGGAGUGCUUUAUUGUGGAUUUUGGCAUGUCUACAGUUGAUGAUGUUUCAUUUUUAGAUAAUGUCUUUGAUAAGAUUAGUUUUUGGCCACCAGAAGCUUAA
Hansenula ciferrii is the source of this 2292-nucleotide messenger RNA. RefSeq lists its product as uncharacterized. Bases 1 to 2292 code for a protein of 763 amino acids. NCBI's taxonomy places the organism in Eukaryota, Fungi, Ascomycota, Saccharomycetes, Phaffomycetales, Wickerhamomycetaceae. The record is from RefSeq and is a predicted model, not a curated record. The transcript has a single exon.